Messenger RNA from Parnassius mnemosyne (clouded apollo), 2300 nucleotides. Lineage: Eukaryota; Metazoa; Arthropoda; Insecta; Lepidoptera; Papilionidae. The record is from the annotation of a GenBank genome assembly.
AUGAUGUUAUAUGGACAAACACACAAAUGACUUAGAGGCAGACAUAUUAUGAUUAUUAUAAUAAUGUUAAAUGGUGUUUUGUUUUAAUUGUUGUUUAAUAAUUUUAAUUAAAUAUAAUUAAAUUUUAUUUUAAUUUAAUUCAUAUGUAAUUCAAAAUUUAAACUUCAUUUUAAAUGUACUACUGUAACUAUGAUCUGAUGGAUUGAAAUAAAUGAUUAUUAUUAUUAUUAUGCUAGGUAAGAAACAGUAGCUGUUAUUAUCAAAAUAUGUUAUAUUAUGCGGGGUAAGACACAGCAGCUGUUAUUAUCAAAGUAUGUUAUAUUAUGCUGGGUAAGAAACAGCAGAGCUGUUAUUAUCAAAGUAUGUUAUAUUAUGCUGAGUAACAGACAGCAGCUGUUAUUAUCAAAGUAUGUUAUAUUAUGCUGGGUAAGAAACAGCAGAUUUUAUUAUCAAAGUAUGUUAUAUUAUGCUGAGUAAGAAACAGCAGCUGUUAUUAUCAAAUUAUGUUAUAUUAUGCUGGGUAAGAAACAGCAGCUGUUAUUAUAAAAGUAUGUUAUAUUAUGCUGGGAAAGAAACAGUAGCUGUUACUGUCAAAGUAUGUUAUAUUAUGCUGGGUAAGAGACAGCAGCUGUUAUUAUUAAAGUAUAUUAUAUGUUGCUGGGUAAGAAACAGCAGCUGUUAUUAUCAAAGUAUGUUAUAUUAUGCUGAGUAAGAAACAGCUGCUGUUAUUAUCAAAGUAUGUUAUAUUAUGCUGAGUAAGAAACAGCUACUGUUAUUAUCAAAGUAUGUUAUAUUAUGCUGAGUAAGAAACAGCAGCUGUUAUUAUCAAAGUAUGUUAUAUUAUGCUGAGUAACAGAUAGCAGCUGUUAUUAUCAAAGUAUGUUAUAUUAUGCUGGGUAAGAAACAGCAGAUUUUAUUAUCAAAGUAUGUUAUAUUAUGCUGGAUAAGAAACAACAACUGUUGUCAUAGUGUUAUAUUUUUCUCUGAUUUGUUUUUUUAUCGUUUCAGAUAUUAUUUUCGGCGCGGAACCAACAAUCAACAUUGGGUGUUAUACUUGGAGGGAGGUGGUUACUGCUGGGACACGGCUUCUUGCAAUGCUCGUUGGCGACGGCGUCCUGGUUUGAUGUCAUCUAUGAGAUGGCCUCGUGCGCGUCGUGCUCCCGCUGUGCUGUCCGCCGAUCCAGUUAUCAACCCAUUAUGGCAUACAUCAAAUCACGUCCUUCUGCCUUAUUGCUCCAGCGACAUGUGGGCCGGCACUCGCAUAGAACCAAGAGUAAACAGUAAUUUUACCUUUGUUGGCCGCCUCAUUGUCCGUUCAGUUCUUACAGAUCUUCUCCAGAUUGGGCUAGCCGGCCGACUAUUAUUAAUUGGAUCGAGCGCUGGCGGAACCGGUGUUAUGUUAAACGCAGAUGCAGCAAGAAGAGCACUUCGGCCAUAUGGAGUUCGCGUAGCCGCAAUUGCUGAUUCUGGAUGGUUUUUAGACCGGCCAGCAAAAGCGAAACGCUCAUCCUCAACUGACGCUGUUGCCAGAUUGGGGCACUCUUUCUGGCGCGGGUCGCCACCAACAUCUUGCAUGCGGGAAUAUCCUGAUAAACCGUGGUUGUGCUACUUCGGAUAUCGCCUGUAUCCUCAUAUACGGACUCCCCUAUUUGUAUUUCAAUAUCUUUUUGAUUCUGCUCAACUCACAGCAGAAGGUGUACGGGCACCAAGAACGCGUGCACAAUGGGAUGCUGUACAUCAAACUGGUGCUGCUUUACGAUCGAGCCUGAAGACUGUAAGAGCAACAUUCGCUCCAGCUUGCAUAGCGCAUGGCGCAUUAGCUCGGCCCGAGUGGUUAGCAAUUAAUGUAUCAGGUGUACCGUUACCACGAGCGAUAUCUUGUUGGGAGCGGCGACUUGAAGUAGGAGGUAAUCAAGGAAGAGUGCGCUGUGCCCCGCGAAGACUUAUCGAGAGAUGUUCGUGGCCCCAGUGCAAUGGGUCGUGUCCUCGGCUUCGUGAUCCACGAACCGGGGAAGAAGUAGCACUUGCGGCGUUGCUUCAAAGUUUCGGUUUGGACGUUCGAGGAGCUGCCGCCGCAAUGGGGCUCGACGCUCGGCAACUUGCACGCAUGAGUCGGGCCGAGCUGUUGCCACUUCUGGCACCACAUACCUGACUCUAUCUGUUUAGUAUUUAAGUGCUUUAUUGCACAGUGGAUCUACCUCGUUUUUGUUACAAGUACAAGUAUUUUAUACGUUUAGCUACUAUUUAUUAUUACCGAUACUUUGGUAUCCUUAUUUAUAUAAGUAAAAAGAAGGUAUUUU